CCUGUUUUGAUCCGUAAGCAACCUGCCAGUAUAGACUGGCAUUGGAGCCCAAGGCCAGGAAAAUGCCAGGGGUUACCCAAUGUGAAAGUCAAACUGUCCUGGCCAAAGCCAGUCCCACCAGAAAGAACCGCCUAUCUCUGCGCUUCUUCCAGAAGAAGGAAACGAAGAGGACUUUAGACUUUGCUGAAACGCCACAAGCUGAAAGCCAGAACGUGGAGGAGAAAGAGCCAGAAGCCUCUGAUCAAGUAGUGCCUGCUGCUCAGUUGUCCCCUCCUCCUGUCUGCUGCGUGAAGAAAGAAGGCCUAGUUCCAUUUGUAGGGUUCAGUAACCUUGGCAACACAUGCUACCUUAACAGCGUUCUUCAGGUUUUAUGUUACUGCCCCAGAUUUAAAAGUGGAAUUAAACAUUUGUGUGAUGUCAUUUCCAAGAAGAGGGAGACCUUCAAGGAUGACAAAGAACACACACUUGAAAAGGAUAGUGUGAAGGAAGACUUGCCAGCCAGCUACGACGUUAUCUGCAGCCUAAGCUCUCUGGUUCACUCUGCUGAACACCUACAGCUUAACUUCCUAUUGAAUCCAGAAAAUUAUGACAGUGAACUUGCUGCUCAGCCAAGGAGACUCCUUGGUACAUUAAGAGAGCUUAAUCCCAUGUAUGAAGGAUAUCUUCAGCAUGAUGCACAGGAGGUCUUGCAGUGCAUAUUGGGAAACAUACAAGAAGCUUGUCAGGCUCUCAAAAAGGAGAUGAAAAGCUUAAAAGUGCCAGAUGCAGCCAAACCGCAGCCUGAAAAAGGACCCAAUCCUGGUGAGUCCCCAGCUGUCACCAUGGAGAAGCUUCAGGAUGAUUCUUCAUGUGCAGGGACUGAUGCCGAAACAAAUGCAAGUGGAAAACGCAAGAAUGAGACCGAAGUUGGUAAUGCAAAGAAAAGGACAAAGAUAUCGAAAGAGCCACCUCCGGAGGAGCAGAGGGUGACCAGAUCUAAGAGGAAGCCUGAUAAACAAGAUGACAAGGUGGCUGGUUCUAAAACUAGUGCUGAGAGUUCUGCUUCCAAUCCUACUCAUAAGAAAUCCAGAUUAGGCCUGAACUGGCUGAAGUCUGGCAAACAACCUAGUAUUCUAUCCAAGUUCUGUAACUUAAGUAGAAGCUCCAGCACCUCACCUAAAAGUCCUCCAGCUGAGCACCAUACCCAAAGUAUAAAUCCAGAGGCUGGGAGGACAGUUAGUGAGGAGCCAGUGAAGGAUAAUGAUGACCACAAGCAAGGGGAUUGCAAAGAUACGGAGACGUCACAGAAUGAGUCAACGGAGUUUGAUCUAGUGGAGAAGUUGUUCCAGGGCCAACUGGUGCUGCGGACCCGCUGCCUUGAGUGCGAGUGUUUCACUGAGAGGAGGGAAGACUUCCAGGAUAUCAGUGUGCCCGUGCAAGAGAAUGAUCCCCCCAAACUGGAGGAGAGCUCAGACAUCUCUCCCGAUCCCAGAAUGGAAAUCAAGACCUUGAAAUGGGCCAUAUCCCAGUUUGCAUCAGUGGAGAGAAUUGUUGGAGAGGAUAAAUAUUUCUGUGAAAAUUGCCAUCAUUACACAGAAGCGGAGAGAAGCCUUUUGUUUGACAAGAUCCCGGAAAUAGUAACGAUCCAUCUCAAGUGCUUUGCUGCCAACAGCUCGGAGUUUGACUCUUAUGGCGGCCUUUCUAAAGUGAACACACCGUUGUUAACGCCUUUGCAACUGUCUUUGGAAGAGUGGAGUACCAAACCGUCCAAGGAUCUCUACGGUCUGUUUGGGGUAGUAAUGCACAGCGGAGUGACGAUAAGCAGUGGCCAUUAUACCGCCUAUGUAAAACUUGAUGACCUCCAGAACUUCGAACUCGACCAGAUCAAAUCCCCCAGCACCCACCACAACGUCAUUAAGACCGAACCUUUAUCGCAGGAUGUCCAAGCCUCUGACGAAAACCACGACGGUGAAAUUUCAUUUCGAGCCAGCACCAGCGUACCAUCGAGUAGUAAAGUAAAUAAGAAGGGUUCUGAUGCGGUUGGCCUUCUCGGCGGACAGAAAAGUAAAUCUGACUUUGAGCAGCUACCGACGGCCAAAACGCCAAAAACUGAGCGAGUUUCCAGCUGUCUAUCAGACGAUAAAGGAUUGUCCGAUGCCAAUGGCGACCUGCAUUCUGACAGCGAGCAGAAAGUACAGUCUAUCUCAGACGGACUCUGCUCUAGUAAAUCUGCUGCACACUUGUUACAUAUUCUAAAGGAGUACGAGGGCAAAUGGCUGCUCUUCGAUGACUCGGAAGUGAAAGUCACAGAAGAAAGGGACUUUCUCACUACAAUUUCCCCCUCCACUCAGUCCACGUCUACUCCCUAUCUCCUUUUCUACAGAAGACUAACGGAGUAGCAUCUGCUGCGUACACUCUGCACCUUGUAUAUUAUGUAAAGUCUUCCACGAUGGGGGCGGUGUGUAAUAUAUUUGUAUUUUGUAUAUAACAAAUCUUAUUGGAUUGACAAGUCACAGUUUCACCAAAAAAACCUGUGGACCUUUUAUCUGUGUUGAGCGGUUUUGUUUGUAUAUAGAGUAUAUGACUUUUCUUGUACAUUUCCCCCCCCAGACACUUAUUACACUUGAUGAUCAUUUUCUAGCUUUUUUUUCCUUUUUGAAAUAAAGUUCCUAUCCAAAAUCCAAUGGUCCUGUCACAGGACAGCGGCCAUUCCAGGGAAAUUUAUUUUUUAAUUAAAACUGGGAGGUGAAGGUCAUGGACGGUAGCUUGAUGAAAGCUACUUUACAAACAAGCAAUAAUGUAUAGGCUUUAUAAACCUAUUUAUUAACAAAUCUAUAGACUUCUGUAUGUUGUACAGACUGAGAAUCUUAGAGCUUAU
Messenger RNA from Nanorana parkeri, 2857 nucleotides. It is a transcript of the gene USP1, whose product is annotated as ubiquitin specific peptidase 1. Gene Ontology annotation, cellular component: cytosol; nucleus. Gene Ontology annotation, molecular function: cysteine-type endopeptidase activity; cysteine-type deubiquitinase activity. Bases 63 to 2378 code for a protein of 771 amino acids. The transcript has 8 exons. NCBI's taxonomy places the organism in Eukaryota, Metazoa, Chordata, Amphibia, Anura, Dicroglossidae. Gene Ontology annotation, biological process: regulation of DNA repair; protein deubiquitination. The record is from RefSeq and is a predicted model, not a curated record.